AUGAGGAGUUUCCAUGCUGAUCCUGAGAGCCACCCCUAGCCCAGUAGCCGCCUUCCUCGGGACUCUCGGCACUGCCCUCGCCCAGGGGCCCCGCGCUUGGCCGCAGCUGCCAUGCUCUACCUGGCUGCUCUCCUCGUGCACUGUGUCCCCCUGGCCAUGGGACAGUAUGACAUUUGCAAGUCCUGGGUGACCACGGACGAUGGCCCAUCAUGGGAGUUUUAUGCUUGCCAGCCCAAGGCCAUGAGGAUGAAGGAUUACGUGACCGUGCGGGUGGAGCCGGCAGGAAUCACCUGUGGGGACCCUCCAGAGAGGUUCUGCACCCAUGAGAACCCGUACCUGUGCAGCGACGAGUGCGACGCCUCCAACCCCGACCUGGCCCACCCGCCCAAGCUGAUGUUCGACAGCGAGGACGAGGGGCUGGCCACGUACUGGCAGAGCGUGACGUGGCGCCGGUACCCGGAGCCGCUGCUGGCCAACAUCACCCUGUCCUGGAACAAGAGCAUCGAGCUGACCGACGACAUCGUGAUCACCUUCGAGUACGGGCGCCCCACCAUCAUGAUGCUGGAGAAGUCGCUGGACAACGGGAGGACUUGGCACCCGUACCAGUACUAUGCAGAUGACUGCAUGGAGGCCUUCAGCAUGCCAGCACGGAGGGUCCGGGACCUCUCCACCACCAGUGCCAACAGGGUCCUCUGCACAGAGGAGUAUUCCCGCUGGGCGGGCUCCAAAAAAGAGAAGACCGUGCGGUUUGAGGUGCGGGACCGCUUUGCCAUCUUCGCCGGCCCCGACCUCAAGAACAUGGACAACUUGUACACCCGGCUGGAGAGCGCCAAAGGGCUCAAGGACUUCUUCACCGUCACCGACCUGCGCAUGAGGCUGCUGAGACCCGCCCUGGGCGGCACCUACGUGCAGAGGGAGAACUUGUACAAGUAUUUCUACGCCGUCUCCAACAUCGAGGUCACCGGCAGGUGUAAAUGCAACCUCCACGCCAACCUGUGCACCUUCAAAGAGGGCAGCCUCCAGUGUGAGUGUGAGCACAACACCACGGGCCAGGACUGUGGCAAGUGCAAGAAGAACUUUCGCUCCAGGUCCUGGCGAGCAGGGUCCUACCUGCCUCUGCCCAACGGGUCCCCCAAUGCAUGUGCAGCUGCAGGCUCAGCCUUUGGCAACUGCGAGUGCUACGGGCACUCCAACCGCUGCAGCUACAUCGACUUCCUGAACGUGGUGACCUGCGUGAGCUGCAAGCACAACACGCGGGGCCAGCACUGCCAGCACUGCCGGCUGGGCUUCUACAGAAACAGCUCCGCCGAGCUGGACGACGAGAAUGUCUGCAUAGAAUGUAACUGCAACCAGAUCGGCUCCAUGCACGACCGCUGCAACGAGACCGGCUACUGUGAGUGCAGGGAAGGUGCCACGGGGCCCAAGUGCGACGACUGCCUGCCCAACUACUACUGGAGACAAGGCUGCUUCCCCAAUGUCUGCGAUGACGAGCUCCUGCUCUGCCAGAACGGCGGCACCUGCUACCAGAACCAGCGCUGCAUCUGCCCCGUGGGCUUCAAGGGCGUGCUGUGCCAGCAGUCCCGGUGUGAAGUGGACAAGAAGGACUGUGACGGUGCUCCCGGUGCCGGUGGCAGCCUGGCCACCGUGGCCCUGGGCGUGCUGGCCCUGCAGCUGCGAGGCUGGGCGGAUCUCUGA
Molecule: messenger RNA, 1695 nt
Organism: Sturnus vulgaris (Common starling)
Lineage: Eukaryota; Metazoa; Chordata; Aves; Passeriformes; Sturnidae
Gene: NTNG2
Product: netrin G2
Biological process (GO): tissue development; axonogenesis; animal organ morphogenesis
Source: RefSeq, a predicted model, not a curated record